CAAAGAAAGAACCAUUCAUCUCCGUGAAUAACAUGGACAUUCUUUCUACCAUCUUAGUCGCACUAUUGCUGCUAUCUCUUCUAUCCAGCAAGAGUCUUUUCAAACACAAAAGAGCGAAGGACAUUGUACAGAGUGUGAGAAACACUGCUCCAGAAGCACCUGGAGCUUUACCCUUCAUAGGCCAUCUCCAUCAUCUAGGUGGCCAACUUCCUCUUGCCCGAAUACUGGGAUCCAUGGCAGAUAAAUACGGCCCGACUUUCUCACUCCGGCUUGGCAGUCGUCCGGCCAUCGUGGUGAGCAGUUGGGAGAUGGUGAAAGAGUGCUUCACGAUGAAUGACAAAACAUUUGCUAGUCGGCCUAAUACGGCAGUAGCCAAGUACAUGGGUAACAACAAUGCAAUCUUUGCGUUAGCACCUUAUGGACCAUAUUGGCGUGAUGUCCGUAAAAUGGUUACUCUGGAACUCCUCACUAACCAGCGUCUUGAGAAGCUCAAGCAUGUUAGAGCCUCGGAAUUCGACAAAUGGAUCAGGGAUUUGUACUCCCUAUGCUCAAAGAAUGAUCGUCCUGAUGUUGAUGUUCCUACGAAAGUGGUCUUAAACGAAUGGUUUGAGCUAUUGACUUUCAACCUUAUCCUCAGGAUGCUUGUAGGAAGGCCAUUUUCGACAAGCAGUCAAGGCAACGAUAAUUCUGAAGAUAGGCGUUUGAAAGAAGCAAUAAAGAAAAUGCUUUAUCUUGGCGGAGUUUUUGUUUUCUCGGAUGUGAUUCCAUGGAUUGAAUGGUUGGACAUUGGAGGCCAUAUCAAAUCCAUGAAGAAGGCCGGCAAAGAACUUGAUGAGGUCUUAGGGCAAUGGCUUCAAGAACAUAUCCAGAAAGCAAAGCAAUCACAUCCUGAAAGUGAAGCCGUUCACGAUUUCAUGGACGUAAUGCUAUCAACAAUACCAGAAACUGGAGAAAUUUCUGGCCAUAAGCGCGAUGCCAUCAUCAAAUCAACAACUGCAACUCUUAUAAUGACAGGGUCAGAGAGCACAGCAGAGACGUUAAUUUGGGCACUAUCUUUACUACUCAAUCAUCCAAAUAUCUUGAAGAUUGCACAGAACGAGUUGGACGUCCAAGUAGGGAAACAGAGAUGGAUUGAAGAGGCCGACAUCAAGAACUUAAGUUUUUUACAAGCCAUUGUGAAGGAAACAUUCCGCUUGUAUCCACCAGGUCCAUUAUCGGGACCUCGCGAAGCCACUGAAGACUGUUACCUAGGCAAUUUUUUCGUCCCAAAAGGUGCCCGUUUAAUCGUUAAUCUCUGGAAACUGCACAGAGACCCCCGAAUUUGGUCUGAUCCAUUGGAAUUCAAACCAGAGAGGUUUCUGAAUUCUCAUGCAAAUAUCAGCUUAAAAGGGCAGAGUUUCGAGUAUAUUCCAUUUAGCUCUGGAAGAAGAAUGUGCCCUGCGGUCAAUUAUGGGAUGAAUGUUGUUCAGUUGACGCUUGCACGUAUGCUGCAGGCAUUUGAUAUUGCAACACCGAUGGGGAUGCCGGUGGAUAUGGGUGAAGGAUUGGGAGUUGCCUUGCCUAAGCUAAAACCUCUUGAAGUUCUCCUCACUCCACGACUUCCUGUGGAACUCUAUCAGAAACUGUGAAUUCCAGGAACAUGAACUUGGAAAUUCCAGUUUGGCGUAGUUUAGUACAUACUAAAUACUAAAUAAAAGCUGGUCAGGCAUUUAUCUGCUGGAGAAAGGGUGAUUUCUAAAGAGAAAAAGUCUGGGCUCUGAGUUAUAGUACAGCUUUGAUUAGAUAUGUUCUCAUGUGUUGCUUCAACUUGUAUGAAGCUAGAUUAUCACUUUUUAUCGUUUUAGUUAUGAAGUCGUGAUUCACUACAUUCGUAGUA
Messenger RNA from Coffea arabica (coffee), 1876 nucleotides. RefSeq names its product xanthotoxin 5-hydroxylase CYP82C4. Lineage: Eukaryota; Viridiplantae; Streptophyta; Magnoliopsida; Gentianales; Rubiaceae. Gene Ontology annotation, molecular function: monooxygenase activity; heme binding; oxidoreductase activity, acting on paired donors, with incorporation or reduction of molecular oxygen. Gene Ontology annotation, biological process: terpene biosynthetic process. The record is from RefSeq and is a predicted model, not a curated record.